GCAAGUGAUGGAUGACCAGAAUCACGUUCAUUCUAUUUACCUUGAAACCUAAAGUUUGUGCCUGAUGGUACAUUCCAGUGGAAAGAACUCAACACCCUUGAGUCGGAUCCAGAUUCAUUCCCCAUCAGACCGUAAAAUGUGACAUCCGCUUCAAAGGAGGAUUAUCCUGUCGAUGUCACAUUCUGAUUCUGUGGGACUAUUGCCCCGUAAGUAGGUAGGUAAGUAGCAACGUCAGAAACAAUAGACGCCUCAUGGAGCCGUUGAAUGCCGAUCUUCUUCACACGUUUUCCCGGUGAUUUCCCCUCUCUUCCAUUUAUUUACAUUAGAUGUUACUAUCAAUCUAUGUGGUAGUAGCAGCAGCCUUUGGCCUGGGGUCUGAAUCUACUCAUAUACAUACUAUACUCGCUGAUGCUCCUAUCCGUGAAUUAAUAUUCCCCUUUAUUUCUCUGGACCUCUUCCCUCCCUUCUUGUUUCCCGCCUACUUGUCAACUGCCAAGACACUUUGAUCUUUUUGUUCCGUCGUCAUGCCUGGCAAAACAGCUGCCCCGCCGCGCAUAACAAAAUUUACUAACUGCCGGAUCGUCCGCGGUAAUGAGCUCAUCGAACAAGAUGUCUGGAUUGAUUCCCUCUCCGGGAAGAUUCUUCGCGAUCAGGAAGCCUUCUAUGAAUUGCACAUGUCGCCCGAUGAGGUCAUAGACCUGGGUGGUCGAAUUCUCGCCCCAGGACUGAUUGAUGUACAGUUGAACGGCGCCCAAGGCUUUGACUUCUCUGUUCCCAAGGCGUCGAAGGAGGAAUACGAUGAAGGAUUGCGCAUGGUCAAUAAGGGACUCGCCAGAACAGGCGUGACAUCCUAUCUCCCAACCGUUGUUAGUUCAACGCCGGAGGUUUAUUGGAAGGUCCUUCCAUCAUUAGGUCCUUCUGGAGCCAAACAUUGUGCAGAAGACGGUGCAGAGUCGCUGGGUGCCCACGUUGAGGGUCCAUUCAUUAGCCCCGGCCGCAAUGGUAUCCACAAAACUGAAGUUCUGCGUGCCGCGAAGAGCUUUGAGGAUGUUGUCGACUGCUAUGGCAAGGAAAAUUUAUCGGGAGAGACGAAAAGUGUAAAAAUGAUAACAGCUGCCCCCGAAGUUGGUAACAUGGUCAACAACAUCCCGAACCUGACUGGCCAGGGUAUCAUUUGUUCGAUCGGACAUUCAGACGCAACGUACGAGCAAGCCAUGAACGCCACCAAGCAAGGUGCUAUCAUGAUCACCCAUCUUUUCAAUGCCAUGCGGCCCUUCUACCAUCGGAAUCCCGGCGUAUUCGGUCUUCUGGGCCAAAAUGAGUGCCGCCGACCUUUCUAUGGUGUCAUCGCCGAUGGCAUCCAUCUCCAUCCGACCUCAAUCCGUAUUGCUUACAACGCACAUCCAGAUGGGCUCAUUCUCGUUACGGACGCUAUGAAACUGUGCGGUCUCCCGGACGGUGUCUAUGAUUGGACGAACGGGGAACGCAUCGUGAAGACUGGAGCUCGGUUGACUUUAGAAGGUUCCGAUAAGAUUGCAGGCAGCUCCGCCACCCUCAUCGAGUGCGUAAACAACUUUCGCCGAUGGUCGGAUGCGUCGACUGCAGAAGCCCUAAAUGCAGUUACUGCCACUCCCGCACGUCUUCUAGGGCUUGAAGGCGUCAAGGGAACACUGGAUUGUGGUGCAGAUGCGGAUCUGAUCGUUUUGACUGACGCACCUGACCCCUAUUCCGGGCCAACCUUAACAGUCGAUCAGGUUUGGAAGCGCGGCAUCAAGAUAUAUGAUACUGAGAAAGGAACUACCAACGGAGAAGUAUAGCAUUGUGAGGGCUUUAUUCGCGAGGUUAUGCUAUGUUGAAUAAUAGCGUUCGUGGUUUUGUAGUUUGUCCCCUUUUAGAGUAUCGUGUUUAUGGUCGCUUGCUUGGAUUGAUAUUUAGUAGCUUGGUCUGGCCUGUGCUUUUCUGUUUCUGGCGCCCUUAACUCACAUUCAUGCCUAGUAGCUUUCAUCCUUGUGUUUUGAAGAGCAAUUCACCAUAGAAAAUCUUCAUGUGAUAUAGACAAGUUAGAGUAUUUUAAUCAUUUAUAUCAUAAAUAGACGGGAAUCUCAAUUGGACUCUUCUCUAUUCUCUUGUGAAGAUUUUGC
Molecule: messenger RNA, 2141 nt
Organism: Aspergillus alliaceus
Lineage: Eukaryota; Fungi; Ascomycota; Eurotiomycetes; Eurotiales; Aspergillaceae
Product: N-acetylglucosamine-6-phosphate deacetylase
Exons: 2
Coding region: 525-1817 (430 amino acids)
Biological process (GO): N-acetylglucosamine catabolic process
Molecular function (GO): N-acetylglucosamine-6-phosphate deacetylase activity
Source: RefSeq, a predicted model, not a curated record